Messenger RNA from Coffea arabica (coffee), 924 nucleotides. The record is from RefSeq and is a predicted model, not a curated record. NCBI's taxonomy places the organism in Eukaryota, Viridiplantae, Streptophyta, Magnoliopsida, Gentianales, Rubiaceae.
AUGGCCGAUGCAGCUAUUAGCGCUACUAUUCAGGUUGCAUUGGAGACGGUUAUUUCCCUUGCCGCUGAUCGUGUUAGUUUGGUUCUUGGAUUCGGAGAGGAGUUGGAGAGACUACGCCACACUGCAGAAACCAUCCGAGGUAUCCUGGCUGAUGCGGACAGGAAAAUGCAUAUUGCCGGGGUGAAAAAUUGGCUCGAGCAGCUUGAAGGAGAGCUUUUUAAAGCGGAGGAUGUGCUGGACGAGCUCAACUAUGAAAAUCUUCGUCGGGAGGUGAAGUACAGAAAUCAACUCAAGAAAAAGGUAUGCUUCUUCUUCUCGUACUUUAAUACAAUUGGUUCUCGUUCAAGGUUGGCUUCAAAGAUCAGGGACAUCAACAUGAACCUAGAAAGGAUCAAUCGGCAAGCAAAUGAUGUGGGACUGGUCUUCCGGUUCCAAAUUGAAGCCGCACUCCCUGCUGCUACUGGUGCCACAACAAGCAGACAAACCGACUCUAUUCUCGUUCCAAAUGUUGUAGGAAGAGUCGACGAUGAAUCAAAGAUUGUGGACAUGUUAUUGAGGCCAUCUGAAAAGGUUCUUUCUGUUAUUCCCAUAACAGGCUCAGGAGGUUUGGGAAAAACAACUCUGGCGAAAUCAAUCUACAAUAAUCCAAAAAUAGAUGGGCACUUUGGCCAAAAAAUUUGGGUUUGUGUGGCUAAAGAACAAAUUAAGAUAAUGGAGCUGUUCAAGCUCAUUUUAGUACAAUUGACAGGAGAAGAAGUUAAAGUGGAUGACAGGAAUGUUAUCGUUAAAAAUAUUGGAGAAAAGCUCAAGGGACAAAGAUAUUUCCUUGUUCUUGAUGAUGUGUGCUACCGUUCUUUGUCAUUUCUUUUCCUUUUUGGUGUCUUCAAUUCAAUUUUUUCCCGUCUCGACCCUCACUCAAAAUGA